AUGGCCAAUGCAUCCGCUAAAAAAGUCGCUGCUCAGAAUGAGGUUGCGAUUCGGAAUUUGCAGAUGGGAAUGCUCAUAGCCAAUGCUCUUUAUUGGGUAUUACGCUUUCUUUUUCGCCGACCUGUUUUAGCGCGAGGCCCAACUUCGCUCUACGUACUCACAUUCAUCCCGACCGUCGUACUAUACAGACAUCUCACAUCCAUUGGUCUCCCCCGAAAAGAACCUAAAACCGGGGCAUUAAUAUCCCCAGGCGAAGACCUACACCAAUCUGGGAUAACCGAAUGGUGCUGGGAUAUUAUUUACGUGACGUGGGGAUGUGCAGUUGGUAGCUCCUUGUUGGGCAAUUGGGUGUGGUGGCUCUAUCUUGUGAUCCCCGGCUACGCGGGAUUCAAGAUCUAUACCAAGUUUGUUGGUCCGAUGUUCUUCAAUAAAUCGGGCACUGCUCCAGUUGAAGAUGCGUCAGCAGCAGAACCUACUGGACCGAGCAAGCGUCAACAAAAGUUGCAGCAGAGGGCAGAAAAGGGUGAUCCACGCGUCAAACAACAGCAGAUCCAGUUAAGAGUAGAGGGAUUCAAAGGGGCGGACCGGAGCGCGAUGGACGCCAUCGAGCGAGAGGUGGUUAGCUACUUGAAUGACACGUACGAACUGGCUGUCGCACUCGCGAAUAAUUCUGGACGAUCAAGACCCGGUGCACAAGACGUUCUCAAAGCAUGUGAAGACGGAGACUUGUCAGUCCAGGACCUGAAGCGAGUCAUGAAGCGAACAGCCAAGGUGUCUCGUACGUCGGUCAAGCGUGCCGAUGUUCAAACCCGCUCCCAAGCGUCGCCGAGUCCUGAACUGUUGGGAUCAGACGAAUCCUCUGCAGGGGAAGAAAACCCAGAUACAUCCAAGACAGAAAAAUCCAAGGAUAAUUCGAACAAGCCUAGGACACUUAAACAUCUUCCGGGUCAGCUUCCGGAUUUACCGCCCAAGCAUUCUUACAUGCGAACUUCAGCAAGUUCUUUUUCCUCAAGUGCGCCCAAACCCUCGUUGAGCCUUCUAGAUCAACAACUAGAGCGAAGCAUGCUGGUUCAAACCUCGUUACAGAACAUUGUCAAAGCGACCAACGGUGCCGAUACAACACCUCAACACGACCUCCUCGCUGAGGUUGUAAAUUGGGAGACCGUUGGUCCGCAGGCAGCAGAAAACAUGAAACGAUGGAACGUUUAG
Molecule: messenger RNA, 1209 nt
Organism: Rhizoctonia solani
Lineage: Eukaryota; Fungi; Basidiomycota; Agaricomycetes; Cantharellales; Ceratobasidiaceae
Product: transcription factor TFIID complex subunit 8 carboxy-term protein
Exons: 8
Coding region: 1-1209 (402 amino acids)
Biological process (GO): vacuolar protein processing
Cellular component (GO): intracellular membrane-bounded organelle
Molecular function (GO): protein heterodimerization activity
Source: RefSeq, a predicted model, not a curated record